AAAAAAGGUUUGAGUUGGUUUCUCCGCCUCCUCCUUCGUGUGCCUUCAGGCUACGAGCUCACCUGUUUUCGCCGACUUCUCUGCCGCUUCUCCGGGGAGGGUUUCAAUCACAACACGGAGGAUAAACAAAAAAAAAAAAAAAAAAGAAAAAGCGACGCUGCGAAGAAGAAAAGUGUCAGCGGUCGUCUUGUCAAGCGAGUCCACGCCGAGUUGGAAAGUCAGCACGCCUCUCAGAAUGUCCCGCGAAGUUCACUGCUGCUUCUGUCAAAGUCUCCACACCUGAGAGAAGGAUACUUCCAAAGAAAUGCCCCAAAGCAGCAUCGAGAGUCCCAGGAGUCAGUGGCGCGAGGCCCUGCAGCCGCCGUGGGUCACCCGCAUGACCAGCAGUCCCGCCUCCUCGGGGGCGGAGUCUGACACCGAGUGCAGCAGCACAGAGAGUGAGAAGUCCUGCGUGAAGAAGACAGAGGUGGGCUCAAUGAAGCUCUGGUCGUCGCCCUCCAAGCUCCAGCAGAGAAUCGCAGAGCUCGACCAGCAGAAGGAGGAACUGAAGAUUGAGCUGCAGCUGGAGAUUGCCCUGCUCCAGGGAGAACUGCAGACGGAGAAGGCGCAGCUGCUGAAACACGAGGAGAAGCUGGGAGAACUGCAACAGCGAGCCCAGACCAAACCUGCAGAGAAACCGAAACAGGAGCGAGAGCGUCUGGAGGAGGAGCGAGCGCGAGUGGAGGAGCUGAGGAGGAAGUGCGAGGAAAUCCAGGAGCUGAUCCCAAGUCAGCCAGAGAGCCAGCGGGAGCGGCUGACGCUCCAAAUGCAGCACGACAGGGAGGCGAUGGAGGCGGCCGUUCGGGCCUUCGAGGACUGGGAGUUUCGGGUGCUGGAGCGCGAGAGCGUCUUGGACGAGGAGGACGAGGAAGGCGCUGAAGACCGACGAGCGUCCUUGGCGAAGGAGAUCUUGUGCCAGCAUCACGCGGUCCAAGCUGCACAGGCGCGAGUCCAGCUGUUGGACAAGCAGCUGAAGGACAUGGAAGGCGAGAAGGAGCGAGAGCUGGAUGCCCUGAUGAAGGAGAGGCGAGACGUCAUGCAUUGUUGUCACACGGUUGUUAAAGAGAAAGAGCCACUCCCCGAUUGGUCGGACAUCACCGGCUCCGCCCCCUGCAUGAUGUCGCUGUCACCUUUAACCGUUCACAAGCCUUCUCAGGACCCAAGCAAGGACCCUCACAAAGACUCUGGCGGUCUUCCACGGAGACGCAGUUCUCAUCGCAGCAGCAAACCGAGGGAUAGGCCGCUGUCAUCGCAGGGGUUGGUGAGGAUGCUCCCAGGAGGCGGCCAUCCUGCCUCGGAGGGUUUUACCUACCCGCUCUCCUCUCCUCAGAGACUCAACGGGCACGUCAGCGGGCUCAGACCCGAGAGCGCCAACGGCUGCGAGCGCCUCACGCCAUGUAACAGCACGCCGUGCUCCCGCGCUACCAGUCCGUGUCUGAUGGAUCUGGUGGAGAUUGAGAGGAAGCUGCGGGAAGCCAAAGCGGAGCGGGAGCGGCUGCUCAGAGAGCGGGAAGAGCGACAGCAACUUUUGCUUGAGGAGAGAAGACCGCGAGAGCUUAACUCGACCAAACCGGAUCCUGAGAGGCCACAACGACCGGAGCCACAGGACAGCCAGACCAGUUCCCUGAUUAACACCCCUGAGCCCAGCUUGCCGCUCUUCCUCUCGCCGCACUUUGACCUCCGCGCCCACGUGGAGUCCCUGGGUCACGGGGUCGCCAGCUGCACCGACCUGCGGCUGACGCCUCGGCGCUGCGCGGGCUUCCUGACCAAGCAAGGCGGGAGGGUGAAGACCUGGAAGAAGAGGUGGUUCCUGUUUGACGUGGACCACAGACGCCUGGCUUACUACACGGACUGUGACGAGAGGAAACUGAAGGGCGUCAUCUACUUCCAGGCCAUAGAAGAAGUUUACUACGACCAUCUGCGCACAGCAACCUCAUCACCUCGACCAACUCUGACUUUCUGCGUCAAGACGUACGACCGCCUCUUCUUCCUGGUGGCGUCCAAUCCCGUCUCUAUGAGGAUCUGGAUGGAUGUCAUCGUCACGGCAACGGACGAGCACAGUCGUUAUUGACCCGACCGACGGGUGAGGGCUAAGUAAUCCUUGAAGACAAAAAAAAAAGGGACAAGCUGUUGCUGACACUGGUGACACCUGGUGCUCUGGCUCCCCCUAGUGUCGCCAGUACUGCACCCACACAGGACCAAUGGUAUCAUGCAGUAAAACAGUUUUGUGUUACAUUGUUUAUAAUACACCUGACAUUUUCACUAUAACUUAUUACCUGGAAGUGUACGUAUGGGUUUGAUGUGCAAACAAAUGGAGUCAUACACUGUCAUUAUUAAUAAAUACGUGUACAACAAAA
This is a messenger RNA of Nerophis ophidion (straightnose pipefish), 2396 nucleotides long. It is a transcript of the gene phldb3, whose product is annotated as pleckstrin homology-like domain, family B, member 3. The transcript has 15 exons. The record is from RefSeq and is a predicted model, not a curated record. NCBI's taxonomy places the organism in Eukaryota, Metazoa, Chordata, Actinopteri, Syngnathiformes, Syngnathidae. The coding region runs from base 305 to 2110 and encodes 601 amino acids.